This is a messenger RNA of Gymnogyps californianus (California condor), 4977 nucleotides long. RefSeq names its product aminoadipate-semialdehyde dehydrogenase (gene AASDH). Bases 126 to 3512 code for a protein of 1128 amino acids. NCBI's taxonomy places the organism in Eukaryota, Metazoa, Chordata, Aves, Accipitriformes, Cathartidae. Gene Ontology annotation, biological process: amino acid activation for nonribosomal peptide biosynthetic process. The record is from RefSeq and is a predicted model, not a curated record. The transcript has 15 exons. Gene Ontology annotation, molecular function: protein binding.
GGACUGACACUGCCCCGCCAAUCAGAAGCGUUGACCUUCCGUUGCUAGGUGGCGACGGAGAGAAGAAGGGCGCCGGCAGGUGCUGCUCGGCGCUGCCUCAGGGGGAUUGAAGAUAUGCGGCUGAGAUGACUCUUCAGGAAAUGGUAAAUCAGGCAGCUAGCCUGUACUCUGAUAGAAAAGCAGUUUGGUUUGAUGAAUGCAAUGACAAACCUCCAACUUUCUACACAUAUGCGACGGUGGUCAAGCUUGCCAUGGAAUUAACAGCUUUCCUUCAAAAGCACUGUGGUCAGCAGGGAAAAUGUGAAAUAGGCCUUUACUGCUAUCCAGGAAUAAACGUACCAUCUUGGAUCUUAGGAAUCCUUCAAGUUCCAGCUGCCUAUUCUCCUAUCGAUCCAGAUGCACCACCAAUGUCAUCCACUUACUUCAUGAAGAAAAGCAAUCUUCAGUAUAUUCUUGUUGAGAAUGACAAAAUAAAUAAAUUCCGGAUGUCCCAUGUUGGUUGUUUUCACCACAAUUCUUCCACAAUAGAACAUAUUGGUUUAACUCUUUUCCAAAUGAGUUCGAGCAACACUGAUUUAAAUUCACAAAUAGAUGAUGUGAAAAGUAAAUAUGAACCUUUCAAAGCUAUGGGUAAUUCACAGCCAGGAUGUUCCGUUUGCCCAGAUCAGACCGAAGUAAAAACAUCAGAAGGAAGAUAUAUGGACGUUGGCCAGAAGUACUCUUUAGCAUAUGUCUUGCAUACAUCAGGAACUACAGGGAUCCCCAAAAUAGUCAGAGUGCCUCAUAAAUGUAUAGUGCCGAAUAUUCAACAUCUUAAAUCCAUAUUUGAGAUCACACAGGAUGAUACGCUAUUCCUGGCUUCUCCUCUAACAUUUGAUCCAUCUGUGGUUGAAUUGUUCGUUGCUCUGACAAGCGGAGCCUCUAUUCUUGUAGUACCAAACACUAUUAAAAUGAUGCCUGUGGAGCUGUCUACUGCUCUAUUUCACCAUCACCAUGUGACAGUGUUGCAGGCAACACCAACACUUCUCAGAAGGUUUGGAGCUCACAUUAUUAAAUCAACAGUGUUGUCUGCAAAUACUUCACUCCGUGUCUUAGCCCUUGGUGGUGAAGCAUUUCCCGUACUGAAUCUCUUGAAAAGUUGGAAGCACGAAGAUAACAAAACAAGUAUUUUUAAUCUGUAUGGUAUUACUGAAGUGUCAAGCUGGGCCACUUGCUACAAGAUUCCUGAAGAGGUUUUUAGUCCUGAUUUUAGAACUGAUUUCCCUAUACCUUUGGGAUCACCGCUCCUUGGAACAAAAGUUGAGGUCAGAGAUACCAACGGUUCUGCAGUUCUAGAAGGCGAGGGACAAAUAUUUAUAGGUGGUGAAGAACGAAUCUGCUUUCUUGAUGAUGAAAUAACUGUACCCCUGGGCACAAUGAGAGAAACAGGGGAUUUUGUAAGAGUGCAGAAUGCAAAGUUGUUCUUCUUGGGUCGGAAGGACAAUCAGAUUAAACGUCACGGGAAACGUUUUAAUAUUGAAUGUUUGCAGCAGGCCGCUGAAGAUCUUUGUCAGGUAGAAGCUUGUGCAGUGACCUGGUAUCAGCAGGAAAAACUUAUCCUGUUUGUUGUACCCAAAGAUGAUUUAGAAAAGAGAGAAACACUUAAAGAACUCCAGAAAUGUCUACCAGCUUAUGCAGUCCCUGAUGAGCUUGUACUGAUUAAAGCUUUGCCUUUAACAUCACAUGGCAAAGUUGAUAUAUCUGAACUGAACAAGAUUUACCAGAACCAUCUAAACUCCAGAAGGCGUGACAGUAAGCUGAGUGGCGCAGAGGAAUUGUGGGAAAGAUUGCAGUAUUUAUGGAAGUCUGUUCUGGGUCUCCUAGGUGAUGCCACCAGAAUUUCUAAAGAUGCGAUAUUUCUGUACAGCGGUGGAGACUCCUUAAAGGCUCUACGAUUUUAUGAUGAAAUUGAGAUGCUAGUAGGGAAAGCUGUGCCUGGACUCCUUGAAGUUAUUCUCAGCCGCUCGAUUGAAGAGGUUUAUAGACAUAUUCUUAAAAUUCUGUUUCCAGAUGAAGACCAAUUAAUGAAUUAUGACAAUGCUGUGAAAAGAAAACUAAGUGGGAACAGUGGAGAGGAAUUCCAUGGAAAAUAUAUUAAACUGAAAUCUGAAAGAGGUCUUGAGGUUGCUUCAGGGUUAAUUUCAUUUAUUGCACUAAGCAGAGGAAAUCAUUUUUUUCCUAUGAAUUUCACCAAGUCUUUUAUGCAACCCAAUAAUACAGUACAGGUAGGAGUGGAACUGCUACAGCAACCAUCCGUUCCGCAUUUAGUGACUCCAAGUAUAAUGAAAAGCCAUGCGCAAGGGUAUGAAAUGGAGAACAGAAUUUUAACAGUUAUGAACAAGGCAAAUAAAACCGACUGUUGCUCUGUACAGCAAAUCCAUGCAGAAUGUAGUCAUGUAACAACGGCAGAGCUGGCAUUACGCAUAAGAUGGAAGUCAAAUACAAGAAAAUGUGUUGAUGCAUCACCACUGGUUAUAAUACCAUCUAAAGAAGAAGUAUCUGCAUCUGUAUAUGUUGGCUCUCACUCUCAUGCAAUGCAGGCGAUUGAUCUAGAUUUGGGAGAAAUAAAAUGGGAGAAGAACCUUGGAGAUCGUAUUGAAUCUUCUGCCUGUGUAUCUAAGUGUGGAAAUUUCAUUGUUGUUGGUUGUUACGAUGGCUUAGUGUAUGUGCUUCAAAGCAGUGAUGGAGAAAUACACUGGACUUUUGUCACAGAAGAUACUGUGAAAAGCUCUGCAGUUGUAGACCCUUCCAGUGGACUAGUCUACAUAGGAUCACAUGACCAACAUGUGUAUACUUUGGAUAUUUAUAAAAAGGCAUGUAUAUGGAAGUUACAUUGCGAAGGUGGAGCUGUGUUUUCAUCUCCUUGUCUAAGUUCUUUUCCACAUCAUCUUUAUGUUGCUACACUAGGAGGACUGUUAUUGGCUGUAAACCCAGUGACAGGGAAUAAGAUUUGGAAAAACUUGCUGGGAAAACCACUCUUCUCCUCUCCUCACUGCAAUGAGAAGUACGUUUGUGUUGGGUGUGUGGAUGGAAACUUAUAUUGUUACACUCAUUCUGGAGAAAAGGUUUGGCAGUUUUCCACUAACGGACCGGUGUUUUCAUCUCCAUGCAUCUCAAGUUUAACUAAGCAAGAAAUAUUUUUUGGCUCCCAUGAUUGCUUUAUCUACUGUUGUAACAUGGAGGGUAAUUUACUGUGGAAAUUUGAAGCCACUUCAAGUGUAUAUGGAACACCAUUCAUUUUCCAAAGCGAUGACUUAAAGAACAAAAUUCUUUUGGCAGCAGUAUCUACAGAUGGCAAAGUGUGGAUCCUGAAUGCCAAGAGUGGAACAGCAGAAGGAGUGGAUAAGCUUCCAGGAGAGGUUUUCUCUUCCCCUGUAGUAUGGGGAACAAAGCUUGUUGUUGGCUGUAGAAAUGAUUAUGUUUAUUGCCUAGAUUUGUAUAUAACAGGAAAAAAAGAACAGCUAAGGUGUUAGGCUGCUUCCUUUUUAUUGUUUACAUUUGUAAAUUAAGAAUUCACAGGUGCUGUCUACCUCUCUGCCUAUUUUACUGUAGGCAAGAGGUGCUCUCUACAGACUUCUCGGGUAGCAUUUUGCACCAGGCAGUGGCCAGAUUAGGUAAAGUGAUGUUUGUUGACUUGCUGUACUGAUUGAAGGAGGAUGGCUGCUCAGCACCCAGCCAAAAGUUUUGCUGUCCCUCCCUCAUAUCCCAGCUCCAAUUCAUGAAAGAACAGGUUUCAGAUGGUUUGGAUUUGAAUGUUGUGCUUUGACCUGUGUAGUAAGAAAAUGAAAGUCAGUGGUUUGGCUUCAGACGCUUGCAGGAUUGGGAGAAACUGUGGUAAGGUGCCAUACUCUGCAGCUUGGAAUAACAUGCUUGUCUCCCUGAGGGAGGAAUGUAUUCCUCUCUCUGAGUCCAGCCUAGGCUGUGCCCUGAGGUUCCUUCCUAGCCUGUGCCUGGCUGUUCCACGCAUCAGACUGGUGUUUGUCUAGUCUGACGUGGUUUCUAUGCCGUGGCAAGGUAACCCAAGUCCUUUUUUGAAUCUAACUUUUAACUUGAUUUCUGAAGACAUAGCCUGCAUUGCAUAUACCUGGUAGUAGUGACCUGUUCACUAUAGUUUGUAUAAACUGAAUAGUUCAUCUUUUGUGAGCCUAGGCCCUCCUUGGCUUCAAUUCAGUCAAGCGUAUGCUUAAACUCUGUUGAAGUCAGUAGGAGUUACUUCUUGUAUUCUAAAGUGGAGAAUAUACUUACAUGUGUAUAUUUUUUAAAUUUCAAUGACAGGUACAGUAUGAGUUCCCAGAUGAAGUGUGUACUGCUCAAAUCAACCAUUGUCAAAUCAUUUUUUAAGAGAUUUGAAUGAAUGCUCUCUACAGUGUUUUUACAGAGAACUAUUAAUAAAGGGUUGUGUAAAUUGGUUUUGGUUGUCUUUAACACGUUAAAAGGAAUUACCAGUGGUCUUAGUAAUGCGAAUCAAGUAUUUGCAGUGACAGAAGUACACUUAACUGAGAGCAUCUUCCCAAUUAUGAGUCUUCUAAAAGAACUACAGUAGAAACUAUUAUCUCACUCUCUCUGAUGAGCCGUGUACUUUGAAUUCUAACAUCUUGAAUUAAAAAGUAAAGUAGAAGUUGCACUGGCUAUGUUGCUUCAUCACGUCUGGUUCCUCUAUUUUAUUGUUAGCAGGAACGCAUAGGCAAGACACUUGUACCACUGUAAAAAGUUCUAGUUAUAAAGCAAACCUGAAUUACACAGUUAGCAAAAGGAGACACAGAAUAGAUAUGUCAUUGAUUAGAUAACUUUGACUGGGUUAUAGUUUAAUAAGAAUUAAAAUGACAUUAGUAUAAUAAACAAUUGCACUUUAAAACAUUUGAAAAAUUAAAAAAGUACACAACAAAUACCCCACAAUUAUACAUCUUACAGUUUUUAUACAUUACUAUAUGAACAUAG